UUGGAUAUCUGUAUUAACACGCGAAGAACCCGGAACCUCAAAUACCAAUCGCGUUGUACGUUCUCUUCGCGUCAGGACGCCGUGGCGCGAAAAGGCUUCAUUGAGCGGACCGGCGGACAGAAGGCUGCGCAUCCAUUCGAGCUGUUUAGCGUUUAUUACGUCGUUUUUCCCCUAAAUUUAAACAAACUAUUUCAUUAUGGCUACUGAUGGCGGAGAUGAUCGCGUGAUGAGGGAGGCGCAGAGGGAUUAUCUUGACUUCCUGGACGAUGAUCAAGACCAGGGCAUUUACCAGAGCAAAGUCCGUGACAUGAUCAGCGAGAACAAGUCUCGUCUCAUCGUCAACAUUAACGACCUGAGGAGACGCAACGACGUGCGGGCUGCCAAGUUGAUGAACAAUGCUUUUGAAGAGCUGAUGGCCUUCCAGCUGGCCCUGAAGGAUCUGGUGGCCUCGGUGGAUGCCACCUACGCCAAACAGUACGAGGAGUUCAACAUCGGCCUGGAGGGAAGCUUCGGCUCCAAGCACGUCACCCCCAGGACGUUGACGUCGAGGCUGCUGGGCAGUAUGGUCUGUGUGGAGGGCAUCAUCACCAAGUGUUCUCUUGUGCGCCCCAAAGUGGUGCGCAGCGUUCACUACUGCCCUGCCACCAACAAGACCAUGGAGCGGAAGUACACUGAUAUGACCUCCUUGGAUGCUUUCCCUUCUAGUUCCAUCUACCCCACAAAGGACGAGGAGAACAACCCUCUCGAAACGGAGUUCGGUCUGUCCGUCUACAAGGACCACCAGACCAUCACGGUGCAGGAGAUGCCAGAGAAAGCCCCAGCGGGCCAGUUGCCUCGCUCUGUGGACAUCAUUCUGGACAAUGACCUCGUGGAUGUGGUCAAACCGGGAGACAGGGUGCAGGUCAUCGGGACGUACCGCUGCCUGCCCGGAAAGAAGGGAGGCUUCACUUCCGGGACGUUCAGGACCAUCAUGAUCGCCUGUCAUAUCAAACAGAUGAGCAAGGAAGCGUCCCCAUCCUUCACUGCUGACGACAUCAGCAAAAUUCGAAACUUCUGUUGCAGUCGCUCUGUGAAUGUUUUUGAUCAGCUGUCUCGCUCGCUGGCCCCCAGCAUCCACGGUCACGAGUACAUCAAGAAGGCGAUUCUCUGCAUGCUGCUCGGUGGUGUGGAGAAGGUCCUGGAAAACGGCUCGCGAAUCAGAGGAGACAUAAAUAUCCUGCUCAUUGGUGACCCUUCCGUUGCCAAGUCUCAGCUUCUGCGUUACGUUCUCCACACCGCACCAAGAGCCAUCCCCACCACUGGACGGGGCUCCUCCGGGGUGGGCUUGACCGCCGCUGUCACCACUGACCAGGAAACCGGGGAGCGGCGCCUGGAGGCCGGCGCCAUGGUGCUGGCCGAUCGCGGCGUGGUGUGCAUCGACGAGUUUGACAAGAUGUCCGACAUGGACCGCACCGCCAUCCAUGAGGUCAUGGAGCAGGGUCGAGUCACCAUCGCCAAAGCCGGCAUCCACGCCCGCCUGAACGCCCGCUGCUCCGUUCUGGCGGCUGCCAACCCCGUCUACGGCAGGUACGACCAGUAUAAAACCCCCAUGGAGAACAUCGGACUGCAGGACUCUUUGCUGUCACGUUUCGACCUUCUCUUCAUCGUGCUGGAUCAGAUGGACCCGGAACAGGACCGUGAGAUCUCGGACCACGUCCUGAGGAUGCACCGCUAUCGUGACCCCCGUGAGCAGGAGGGUGCAGCAAUGGCUCUGGGUGGCUCAGUCGACGUCCUGGCCACUGAGGAUCCGGAUGCUGCGGCGCAGGAGCAUGAGGAGCUGCAGGUCUACGAGAAGCACAACAACCUGCUGCAUGGGAACAAAAAAAAGAGAGAGAAGAUUGUGAGCAAGGAAUUCAUGAGGAAGUACAUACACAUCGCCAAAGGGGUGAUGCCGGUGCUGACGGAAGAGGCGGCCAAUCACAUCGCGGAAGAGUACUCGAGGCUGAGGAGCCAGGAGCAGCUGGGCGCCGAUAUUGCCAGGACAUCCCCGGUGACGGCCCGAACACUGGAGACUCUGAUCCGUCUGUCCACGGCUCACGCCAAGGCCCGCAUGAGCAAAGUCGUGGAGAUGGAGGACUCGGAGGUUGCGGUUGAGCUCGUCCAGUUCGCCUACUUCAAGAAGGUUCUCGAGAAAGAAAAGAAGCGCUCCAGAAAGAAACAUGCUUCUGGCUCAGAUGAGGAGGAAGACGAAGAGGUUGCAUCUACUCAGCAGUCACAGAGAUCUCAGAGAAAGAGGGUGCGCCGCGGGUCACAGGGCAGCGAGCCCUGCAGUCCAUAUGACUUCACUGAAGAGCAGGAUGUUCCUGACAUUCAGGUCGCCGCCGUGAAAAAAACCAAGGCCAAGCAGGUGGAAGAAGAACAAAUGGAUACCUCCUCACCGGCUGAUGGCUCUGAGCUCUCUUCUGAAAGGCUGAAGGAGUUCAAGUCCUCCCUGUUUGCCGUGUUUCAGUCAGCUCACGCUCAGUCGGUAAAGAUGCAAGUGCUGAUGGAGGGUGUCAACAAAGAACGUCAGGUGCGCUUCACGGAAGCGGAGGUCCGCGCCGCUUUGACUCGCAUGCAGGACGACAAUCAGGUCAUGGUGGCUGAUGACAUCAUCUUCCUCAUCUGAGAGCAGGCGAAAGACCGCCAGUCGGUUGUGUUCAAUGGACGUCUAAAGAAGAUGCAUUUCUGCGGUUUCUCCGGCCUUUUCUAUUCAUACUUUUCAUAACAGCGCAGCCGUUUGAAAUUGUGACAGUGUUUCUACAUUGGAGUGCAUCUGCUCAACUGUUUGGUUUAUGAUUACUUUGAGUAAACUGUUAUAUAUCAUCUGCCGUUCAAUAUACUAUUUUCCCCCC
Hippocampus comes (tiger tail seahorse) is the source of this 2873-nucleotide messenger RNA. It is a transcript of the gene mcm3, whose product is annotated as minichromosome maintenance complex component 3. The record is from RefSeq and is a predicted model, not a curated record. Gene Ontology annotation, biological process: DNA replication; double-strand break repair via break-induced replication; DNA strand elongation involved in DNA replication. The transcript has 17 exons. The coding region runs from base 197 to 2647 and encodes 816 amino acids. Gene Ontology annotation, cellular component: nucleus; MCM complex. NCBI's taxonomy places the organism in Eukaryota, Metazoa, Chordata, Actinopteri, Syngnathiformes, Syngnathidae. Gene Ontology annotation, molecular function: single-stranded DNA helicase activity; ATP hydrolysis activity; ATP binding.